Molecule: messenger RNA, 765 nt
Organism: Nerophis lumbriciformis (worm pipefish)
Lineage: Eukaryota; Metazoa; Chordata; Actinopteri; Syngnathiformes; Syngnathidae
Source: RefSeq, a predicted model, not a curated record
AUGGCGGCCACCGUGACAGUUAAGUCAACAAAAGAGCGGUUAUUGAGUGUUUUGGACGACUUGGAGGUUUUAUCACGGGAGCUGAUAGAGAUGUUGGCUCUGUCUAGGAGUCAGAAGCUCCCACAGGCCGGUGAAGACACCCAGAUCCUGGAGCUGCUGGUGCAGCGCGACCGUGAGUUCCAGGACCUGAUGGAAGUCGCCCAGCAGCAGGGCAAGGUGCACCAGGAGAUGCAGCAACUGGAGAAGGAGGUGGAGAAACGAGACAGCGACAUACAGCAGCUACAGAAGCAGUUGAAGGAGGCUGAGCACAUACUGGCGACAGCAGUUUAUCAGGCCAAGGAGAAACUCAAGUCCAUUGAACGAGCCAGGAAAGGAUGUAUAUCGUCCGAGGAGCUCAUCAAGUACGCACACAGGAUCAGCGCCAGUAACGCCGUAUGUGCACCGCUCAACUGGGUCCCAGGUGACCCACGACGGCCGUACCCGACCGACCUCGAGAUGCGUAGCGGCGUGCUGGGUCACAUGGCCAACCUGCCAACCAAUGGCGUCAACGGGCACCUGCCUGGUGAUGCCCUCGCCGCCGGGAGGUUGCCAGAUGUGUUGACGCCACAUUACCCCUGGCAGUCGUCAGAGCUGUCUGUCGGCAUGCUGCCCCCGCACCACUCCAACGACUUUGGCUUGGAGCCCCCCGGACACAACAAGGAGAACGAGGACGACGUUGAGGCCAUGUCUACUGACUCUUCCAGCAGCAGUAGCGACUCGGACUGA